AGGUUUCUUUCCCCACCCACUACACUUAUCUACAAUGGCUGACCACGAGGAGCACGACUUCGAGUUCCACUCGACCGACGCCGGUGCCUCGGAGACCUACCCGUCUGAGGCUGGCCAGAUCCGCAAGGGCGGCUUCAUCAUGAUCAAGGGCCACCCGUGCAAGGUGGUGAGCGUGUCGACCUCCAAGACCGGCAAGCACGGCCACGCCAAGUGCAACUUCACGGCCCUGGACAUCUUCACCAACAAGAAGUACGAGGACAUUGUGCCCUCCACGCACACCACGUCGGUGCCCUUCGUGUCGCGCGCUGAGUACACGCUGCUCGACAUCACGGACGACGACUUCUGCUCGCUCAUGGACGACUCGGGCGAGACCCGCGAGGACAUCAAGCUGCCCACCUUCCCGGAGACGUUCGCUGACGAGAUCCGCGCCGACUUCGACGACGGCAAGCAGCUGGUGCUCACCGUGCUGAAGGCCUGCGGCACUGAGCAGAUCAUUGCCAAGAAGGAGGACCUGGCCGCUUAAGUGUAGCACACACACAGGUUCGCUCCGCCUUAUGGCUCCAGCCUUGUUCCGCAAGGCGGUGUAGCCGGCGGGGAAGACGCGUUGGAGCCUCGUAGUCUUCAGCAUCAAGUCGCGUUAGCCUAUUUUCUAUAUUUUUUGGAGAAAGAGGGCGCCACUAGAGAUGCUGCGGGGUCUUGCACUGGCGUCCCCAAUGGGAAGAAGCUGCUGGUUGCAAACGAGGUGCUAAAGUAGUUGAAUAUUUCUCUCUUUUUUCUUACUAC
This is a messenger RNA of Phytophthora sojae, 783 nucleotides long. RefSeq lists its product as hypothetical. The coding region runs from base 35 to 523 and encodes 162 amino acids. The record is from RefSeq and is a predicted model, not a curated record. The transcript has a single exon. Gene Ontology annotation, molecular function: translation elongation factor activity; ribosome binding; RNA binding. Gene Ontology annotation, biological process: positive regulation of translational elongation; positive regulation of translational termination. NCBI's taxonomy places the organism in Eukaryota, Oomycota, Peronosporomycetes, Peronosporales, Peronosporaceae.